UUGGUGCAAGUCGGUGCCCUCUGCCCAAACCAGCCCUGAACUGUUUCAUUAUACAUUAUCAAUCUUGUAUCGGGGUUUGUUAUCUCAACAAGCGUUUUGGAUAGCAAAGUAAUCUAUACGUUUACUCGAUAAUUUCGAGCGCCCAAUAACCAAUGAGGCUUAAAAGGUAGUAAUUUAAAUAAUUAAAACACCUCCCUGUAAUAAAAUAAAUAUAAAUAAAUUCAAUCAAAAUGCGUUUUAUCUGUGUCGUAUCGAGGCCUUCGCCGGCUAUUGCAAUGGCAUAAAAAAGGACCGGACUCUAUGAAACGUCGCUGUCCUUUGUUUCCAUCAAGGUAAUCGUAUAGAUUACGCUUUAAUUUGUACACCCUUUUCAAUCUCCCGAUGAUUAAUUCGAUGAGCCUGUUGUCUUUCCACGGACGGAGACUGAUUUAUCUCUGCAUAGUCAUUCUCAUUGUCUAUGCUGUUGUGCAUUUCCAAACGCAAAAGGAGAUCAACACUGACAGAGCGGCUCAGUUGGAGCAAAUAUCAAAAGCAAUCCAGCAAACCAACCUAAAUUCACAUCUAUGGAAAGGAAGGCAAGCAUGUCGACAUCCAAAUCUAGACGUGAACAAUACAGAGUUGAUGAAAUUUGUCAAGGAUGAGGGCCCUAUCAUAUGCUCGGGUGAAAAAGACUGGGUUGAGAUAACUGGCAACCGUGCUGUCAUUACCAAUGAAGCAAAAGAAAAGCACGGUCGUGUCGAAUGCUCUUUUACCGAUAUUUUAAGAACCAACGACUUUACAACGCAUGUUGGGCUUACGACAAGGACUCACACGGAGUACAACCUCGAAUCGAGCGAUUUUGUAAGGGUUGAUUGUUAUGGUGAUUCUGGUAAAAGAUGGAGUAGCAUUAUGGCCGGGGCUCGUUACGACCAAGACCUUAUGGACCAGACUGGUUGGCAUUUGCUGCCUAAAGAUGCGAUGAAACUGAACGUGCUUAUGUUUGGUUUUGAUUCCAUAUCUCGUAACACUUUUUUACGCAAACUACCUCAAAGCUACAAUUACUUGACAAAAGUGCUCAAUGCGGUCGUACUGGAGGGCUAUAAUAUCGUUGGUGAUGGAACCCCUCAGGCACUCAUCCCGAUACUCACAGGAAAAACGGAAUUAGAACUUCCUGAUACAAGGAAAAGAAUGGGGUCAAAAGCUACUUAUGUUAAUGCUUAUCCAUUUAUUUGGAAAAAUUUCAAGGAAAAUGGAUACAUUACAGGGUUCAUGGAGGACACACCAAGAUUUGGAAUAUUUACAUACAGGCUGAAAGGUUUUGAUGACAGUCCGACUGAUCAUUAUAUGAGGCCGUUUUAUAUUGAUGCCGAAUCCACUUAUGACCAGUACAGCGACUACUGCAUAGGCUCCAUACCCCGCCAUAAGGUGAUGCUGGAUUAUCUCAAGCAUAUCUACAGGGUGUAUAAAGACAGGCCGAAAUUUCUUUUUGGCUUUCACGGAGAGAUUUCGCAUGACAGCUACAAUCUUGUUGGUGCUGCAGAUGGUGACUUGAAAGAAUGGAUGGAGUGGCUGAAGAACAACGGCCACCUUAACAAUACUCUUCUUGUCAUAAUGAGUGACCAUGGCCACAGGUUUGCGGAAAUUAGAAAUACUCAACAAGGCAAAGUUGAGGAGAGGCUUCCUUGGUUUUCAUUUGUGGUGCCGCCGUGGUUUGAAAAGGCUUAUCCGCAGGCAUUUGAAAACUUACAUAAAAAUUCACGAAGGCUCACGACCCCGUUUGACAUCUAUUCAACCUUCUUUAACGUACUCCAUCCAACUGACUUUGGGAAGGGCGAUCUAGGGCAGCGUAGUAUAUCUCUGUUCAAAGAGGUGCCUUUAGAAAGGACAUGCAUGGAUGCUUAUAUUGAACCACAUUGGUGUGCUUGUUUGGAUUGGGAGAGUGUGGAUAGAAAUGAUCCAAUUGUCCAAAGAGCAGCAAGGGCUUAUGUAAAAUUCAUGAACAAAUAUAACUCGGAAUUUACUGAUGAAUGUGCUGAAUCACAGUUACAUGAGGUGCUUUGGUCAGCACGUCUUGUUCCUUCUCGAGCAUUGAGGAAAUUCCACUCGAGCGCGGACAAAGACGGCUUCGUGCCUAAUAUGAGUGCUGAUACUCCUGUUACAAUAGUUAUGUACCAGCUCAAAUUGACCACACUACCUGGACGUGGCAUUUUUGAGAUGUCCCUCACACACGACAUAUCACAAGACGAGUUCAAAUUCCGGAUUGGAGACGUUAGCCGGAUAAACGAGUAUGGUGCACAGUCAAGGUGCAUCGAGCAGACAUUUGAACAACUAAGGAAAUUCUGCUACUGUAAAGACUCUUUUUAAUUCUGAUCUGACCUUAAGUUACAAACAUACUCCUAUGUGAGCAUAAAAUUUAACUUAAUAAUAGAAUAAAUAAAGAGGCUCGUGCAGGACAAUUAUGAAGGUUUCAUUGUUCCAAGUGCUCAAAAGUCACUACUAUGAUUGCUUUGAAUGUAGGAUAGUUGAUAAAUUUUAAAAAGCUAUGUUGCCAAAUAUUUUAGUGUUUUCGAAGGUGUUGAUCAAUUGAAAUAACACUAAAGGGUGAAUGAUCUUGGACAAGCUUAAGAUUUAAAUUUACUACUUUUUCUUUAUUUAUGUAGAUACACUUAACUGUUGCUACAAAAUUUACUUUCAGUGCUUCAAUUUUAUUUGAUAUAAAAAAAUAUAGAAUUAAAUAGUGAUUAACGGUAGACAUGUUAUUAUAUCGCUGAUAGUUGAAUAGUUUGAACUAUUAAACUUUUUUUCUAUUGUGAUUGUUUAACAGUAAGUCGUAUACAUAUUUGGUUUAGAAAUUACACUUUUGAAUUAUCAGUUUAGUGUGUAACCAUUUGCCUUUGUGACCUAUGUAAACAAAAUGCAUUUAAAUCAAAUAUUUUUCAACUAUAAAAUCAAAAUUUAUAUAUUUAAAAUUAAGUUACAAAUUGCCUUAUUUACUAUCAUUAUGUGUAUUUUAAACUAUAUUUGCAAAGUUGAGUAAAAUUUGAAUUAACAAUAAGUAUGUCAAAAAGGUGGAUUACACCUUGAAAACUAGUAAAAUCAAAACCCUCUUUGAUAAUUUUAUCAAGUAAGUAUCCAAAUGCCAAAAAAAUUGUACCAUUUUCUUAAGAAAUGAAAUCUUAAUAAUUGGUGAUAAAUUAAAACGAAUGUUUCAUUUAUAUGAAUAUAUUACAAACUUUUCCUAAUUAUUUCUUGUAUUAUAAGUUAAAUAAUUACAAAUCCUCGUGUUUGUAUCAGAAUCUCAUUUUUUUAGUUUCUGUUAUUUUUUGUUUAGUUACCUUGUAAUUGUUUAAAAAAAAGGAAUCUCAGUGUAUAUUUAUU
Messenger RNA from Cimex lectularius (bed bug), 3357 nucleotides. RefSeq lists its product as uncharacterized. Lineage: Eukaryota; Metazoa; Arthropoda; Insecta; Hemiptera; Cimicidae. Bases 382 to 2343 code for a protein of 653 amino acids. The record is from RefSeq and is a predicted model, not a curated record. The transcript is spliced from 13 exons.